Molecule: messenger RNA, 1615 nt
Organism: Orussus abietinus
Lineage: Eukaryota; Metazoa; Arthropoda; Insecta; Hymenoptera; Orussidae
Gene: Pdhb
Product: pyruvate dehydrogenase E1 component subunit beta, mitochondrial
Exons: 5
Coding region: 290-1279 (329 amino acids)
Biological process (GO): pyruvate decarboxylation to acetyl-CoA
Molecular function (GO): pyruvate dehydrogenase (acetyl-transferring) activity
Source: RefSeq, a predicted model, not a curated record
GUUGCCAGUAGUCGUCCCUGGUCCUCACAUCGAGUGACGCGGACCGAGUUCUGUCGAGAUCCAAAGGCCGCCGAGCACGCGCGUGCGAGUAAAUUCGCGUGUUGAGUGUCAAUUCUGUCCGCUUUCCCGAUUUGAUCGUUUAUCCAACCGCGAGCGAAACGCGCGAUCAUGCUCACGGUAAAUACCAGGCGGAUCGUCGCAGCCGGAGAUUUAAUCACGGCGGCGGUCAGCAGUGCGGGGGAUCGUCCGUCGGUCCUUUUCCACCUCGAAAUGUACCGCUGCGCAGCAGAUGACAGUGAGAGAUGCCCUGAAUUCAGCUUUAGACGAGGAAAUGGAGAGGGACGAGAAGGUAUUUCUCCUCGGAGAGGAGGUAGCUCUAUAUGACGGCGCCUACAAAGUCUCCAGAGGCCUUUGGAAAAAAUAUGGAGAGAAACGCGUCAUCGAUACGCCCAUCACAGAGGCUGGAUUCACAGGUAUCGCCGUGGGCGCUGCUAUGGCUGGAUUGCGGCCAGUGUGCGAGUUCAUGACUUUCAACUUUUCUAUGCAAGCGAUCGAUCAAAUCAUCAAUUCCGCUGCAAAGACCUUUUAUAUGUCUGCGGGCAAGAUCAAUGUACCGGUUGUAUUUCGUGGACCUAACGGAGCUGCCGCUGGAGUAGGAGCUCAACAUUCUCAAUGUUUCGGAGCAUGGUACAGUCACUGUCCUGGCUUAAAGGUAGUAUCGCCCUACACCAGCGAAGAUGCGAAAGGUCUUUUAAAGUCUGCCAUUAGAGAUCCGGACCCAGUCGUAGUAUUGGAAAAUGAGUUGUUGUAUGGCGUUCAGUACCCUAUGUCGGACGAAGCGCUCUCAAAGGAGUUUCUGGUGCCAAUUGGCAAGGCUAAGAUCGAAAGGGCUGGUAAACACGUUACCUUGGUAGCACAUUCCAAAGCAGUCGAACAAGCUCUAGAAGCAGCAAAUGAACUUGCGGGAAAGGGUAUCGAGGCGGAAGUGAUUAAUCUUAGGUCGCUUCGACCACUCGACAUCGAUACUAUUGUGCAAUCGAUAGUAAAAACGAACCAUGCUGUGACGGUCGAGCAAGGCUGGCCACACUGUGGUAUUGGCGCAGAAAUUUCCGCCAGAAUCAUGGAGAGCGAGGCGUUCUACCAUCUCGACUCGCCGGUUAUACGAGUCACCGGAGUCGAUUCACCGAUGCCAUAUACGAAAUCCUUGGAAGCGGCUGCACUGCCUCAAAUGCAAGAUGUAGUAUUAGCCGUUAACUCGGUACUAGGAGUAUCAAAGUAGUUGAAUAAUUAGUUAGUGACAUUUAUUUGAACGGUCCUCCCUCCUUUCCAGCGAUCCCUUGAAUCCCUCAUUCCUCUAUCCCGUCUCCGUCAUGUGAUGUUUCCAACUAACAGAAGUGAGUACAAACUUGAUAAGAAAACGAACGAAUUAGCGGUUAUUAAGCCAAAUGUCUUGUAAAGAUUCAAGUGUCACCGGUAUUACCUUUGGUUUCGCUAUUACCAAGUGGACGAUGAUCGCUUAAGUUAAGCUUCUACGAGGUGGAGAUGCCGGUGAAUUGGGUUACGGCAUACGCAAGAUUGUAAAAAAGAACGAAUAUAAUUAUAUUCGAGGGUCAAA